Carcharodon carcharias (great white shark) is the source of this 2686-nucleotide messenger RNA. It is a transcript of the gene mapre2, whose product is annotated as microtubule-associated protein, RP/EB family, member 2. Gene Ontology annotation, cellular component: microtubule plus-end; cytoplasmic microtubule; microtubule organizing center. The transcript is spliced from 7 exons. Gene Ontology annotation, biological process: regulation of microtubule polymerization or depolymerization; protein localization to microtubule plus-end; spindle assembly. The record is from RefSeq and is a predicted model, not a curated record. Gene Ontology annotation, molecular function: microtubule plus-end binding. The coding region runs from base 94 to 1071 and encodes 325 amino acids. Lineage: Eukaryota; Metazoa; Chordata; Chondrichthyes; Lamniformes; Lamnidae.
UUGACGUCAGUACUGAGGUCAAGUAGAGCCCUGUUGUGAAGAAACGGGCUCAGAGCCUACUCCACAGCACGCAGUGAGAAAUUGUAGCCUGGGAUGGUUCCAAUGCCUGGCCCCACACCACAAGCACUUUCCCCAAAUGGUGAGAAUAAUAACGACAUCGUGCAGGACAAUGGCACCAUUAUUCCUUUUCGGAAGCACACAGUGAGAGGGGAGCGUUCUUACAGUUGGGGAAUGGCUGUUAAUGUGUAUUCAACAUCUGUAACUAGUGAGAACAUGAGCCGGCAUGACAUCAUGGCCUGGAUUAAUGACACAGUGUGUUUAAACUACACAAAAAUUGAACAACUUUGCUCAGGUGCAGCAUACUGCCAGUUCAUGGACAUGUUAUUCUCUGGCUGCAUUAGUUUGAAGAAAGUAAAAUUCCAAGCGAAAUUGGAGCAUGAGUACAUACACAAUUUCAAACUGCUACAGGCAUCGUUUAAGAGAAUGAAUGUUGAUAAAGUUAUUCCAGUAGAGCGUUUGGUUAAAGGUCGUUUUCAGGAUAACUUAGAAUUCAUCCAGUGGUUCAAGAAGUUUUUUGAUGCAAACUAUGAUGGUAAAGAAUAUGAUCCUGUGCUUGCUCGGCAAGGUCAAGAUGCUAUUCCACCACCCAAUCCUGGUGAACAGAUUUUUAAUUUGCCAAAGAAGGCAGUAAGUUCUCCUAGUGCAGGUGCUGCUGCUCCAAAAAGCACUCCAUCUCCUAAAUCAGCGUCAACACCAUCUAGGCCAACUUCAGCUCAAGCUAGAAAGGCACCAGGAGCAAAAAGUGGUGGUGAUGCAGAAUCACAUAUUGCACAAUUGAAUGAGCAGGUGAGUUCAUUAAAACUCGCACUUGAAGGAGUUGAAAAGGAAAGGGACUUCUACUUUGGGAAACUGAGAGAAAUUGAACUUAUCUGCCAAGAACACGGACAGGAGAAUAUUGACCUUGUUCAGCGACUCAUGGAUGUGCUAUAUGCUACCGACGAGGGAUUUGCAGUGCCAGAUGAAGGUCAGGUACAGGGUGAAGAACUGACUCAGGAACCAGAAGAAUAUUAAUUGGCAACAUGAGUAUUCACUUCAGAAUGAAGAGCACACUGAAGACUUCAUGGAAUGAAUUGCUUCAGUUUGAACAUUAGCAUUUUAUCUUCCAUACUCUGCAACAGCAAAGUACUGUAUUCCGUACCCAUUAUCUUACCACCAUACAUUUGCAGCAAUGAUCUUUCAGUAGAGAAAAAAUGUGGUAAUUUUGGGGCUAAAUUAACACUUUGCAUUAUGGCUUAUAUUUUAGGCAGAAAUAUGGUUUCACAAAAUUAUUGAUUUCAAAAGUUUGGUAUCCACCAAUGAAAGUUUUAUGAAGUAUGUUUGGUGAGCAAAAAUGCAGUAUUACAAAUUCAUACUUGUCCUGUAUAUUUUUCAUGAAACCUGCUAAGUGGAGAGCAAACCAUCACACUUUACAUUACACAGGCAAUUAUUGUCAGCCUAUUUAUAUAUGAAAACACCACUGAAGGAAUGGAUUCUUAAUUCUGUGUAAAGAAAGUCUUAUUAAGCUGUAACUCACUUGUUUUGAAUUAAAUAUCCACAAUUUGUCGCAUGAUGGGGUAGAUUUGUUUUCAAAAAGUAAAUAAUUGCUAUUACUUUUAUCUUUCUACUUAUUUAAUAAUAAAUUGGUUGUGUGUUUAUAUUCGUGGUCUGUGUAUAAAGGUCUUCAUAAGAGAACUGUUAAUGCAGUGAUAUAGUGCACAUGUAAAAUCACAUUCAUCAGGAGCUCAAGUAUUUAGGUCAUCAAAAAGAAUAUUCUGACUGCUAUCACUGUCACAUUUAGACAGCAGAAAAAUGAAGAGAAUAAUAGUAUAUACAUGCAGGCUGGAUAUGAGCUGGAAACUGCAUCGAUGCUAACAAAGAUACCAGAGUCUGAAUGACAGUUGCAUAUCAGCUUUCCCUUGAGGCAAGACUUAUUAGGCUUUGACUAAUCAUAGAGUUCUUAAGGAAGCCAUUUGGUCAAUCAAGUCCAUGCUGGAAAUCUGUCAGAAAACUGGGGAGUUAUCCUACCUGCACUAAUCAUACUAAUUAGUGAGUUAUCCAAGGAGUAACAUUCAAUAAUUCUGCAGCAAUAAAUGUGGAAUUUAUUGACUGAAGAAUAUAGUGUGGAUAUUGAAGGGAAGAAAUGAAAAGUCAUUUUACAAAGCAUUAUAUAUGCAAAUGAAAAUCAUACUUGGGGUAUAUUAGUAGUAUAGAAAGAGAAAUCCAUGUUUCAACUGACCAGUAAUAGCAAAAUCUGUUAGAUAUGUACAUAUUGUACUCCUCUUUUGUCUGAAUUUAAUACACGGGUUAUGUAUAAGAAAAUAUAUGUACAUUUCCAUCAUGAGUUUGUUCUCGUGUUUGUAUCUUGUUUUUUUAAAUUCAUUUUUCACUCGAGCUGUUUCUUCAAAAAAAAAACAGUUGUAAUGGAUCUGUAAACUGUAACUAGGCUACUUUUGAUGUUUUAAGUAUACAGAAAUGUAGACUAUUCUGCUUCUAGUUUAUCUAUUCCAGUUGCAGAAUUGAAUAAUGCAUUAAACUGUACAUUAUUUUUAAUACUUUGCCGUUAUUUGGCAAAUUUCUUCCACCAAAAAGAUUAGGUAUUUGGCCCGCAAUUCUGAGGGAAAAUAAAUCUAAAUUGCAUUAUCUCAAA